This is a messenger RNA of Hyaena hyaena (striped hyena), 3711 nucleotides long. RefSeq names its product transmembrane p24 trafficking protein 7 (gene TMED7). The transcript is spliced from 3 exons. Gene Ontology annotation, cellular component: endoplasmic reticulum-Golgi intermediate compartment; COPII-coated ER to Golgi transport vesicle; endoplasmic reticulum. NCBI's taxonomy places the organism in Eukaryota, Metazoa, Chordata, Mammalia, Carnivora, Hyaenidae. Bases 291 to 968 code for a protein of 225 amino acids. Gene Ontology annotation, biological process: endoplasmic reticulum to Golgi vesicle-mediated transport; Golgi organization; intracellular protein transport. The record is from RefSeq and is a predicted model, not a curated record.
UACCAGGCGCGAGCCCCACUUCCGGCCAUCUCAGGCCUUUUCCGCCAGUGUUCUGCCGGCUUUCUCUCCGCUUUGUAGGUCGUUCCCGGCCCCAGGCCCCGGUCUCGCCGCACCCCUCGCCCGCUCCCGGCGGCUCGCCGCUCAUCGCGAAUCUCUCCGCGGCUCGGAGCGACGCUGCCGUGCGUCUUCGCGGGCGGCCCGGACUGAGGCCUGCAGCUCGUGGUGAGUCCGCGCAGACCUGACCCCGCGCCUCCCCGCAGCUCCGUUGAGGCCGCCGCCGUCGCCUCGGGAUGCCGGGGCCGGGGUCCGCGCAGCGCAGGGCGGCCGCCGCGGGCCGUUGGAGCUGCACGCUGCUCGCGCUGCUGCUGCUGCUGGUGCCGGGGCCCGGCAGCGCCUCCGAGAUCACCUUCGAGCUGCCGGACAAUGCCAAGCAGUGUUUCUACGAGGACAUCACGCAGGGCACCAAGUGCACCCUCGAGUUCCAGGUGAUUACUGGUGGACACUAUGAUGUAGACUGUCGAUUAGAAGACCCUGAUGGUAACGUGUUGUACAAAGAGAUGAAGAAACAGUAUGAUAGUUUUACCUUCACAGCCUCCAAAAACGGGACAUACAAAUUUUGUUUCAGCAAUGAAUUUUCCACUUUCACACACAAAACUGUCUACUUUGAUUUUCAAGUUGGAGAAGACCCGCCUUUGUUUCCUAGUGAGAACCGAGUCAGUGCUCUUACCCAGAUGGAGUCUGCCUGUGUGUCAAUUCACGAAGCUCUGAAGUCUGUCAUCGACUAUCAGACUCAUUUCCGCUUGAGAGAAGCCCAAGGGCGAAGCCGAGCUGAAGACCUGAACACAAGAGUGGCCUAUUGGUCAGUAGGAGAAGCCCUCAUUCUCCUGGUGGUUAGCAUAGGGCAGGUAUUUCUUCUGAAGAGCUUUUUCUCAGAUAAAAGAACCACCACAACUCGCGUUGGAUCAUAACCGUGUUCUGCGAGUCAAUGCACCAUUUGCCACCAUAAUAUUGCUGUCCUCUGGUUAAUUUUAGGUACUGAAGAACUUAAUAUUGGCAACAUUUUUAAACCUUACUCAUACACUUGUUGGGGGGGAUGUACAGCGCAUAUCCCCAAACUGUGGAAAGGACACCUUUUUUAAUUUGUAAAGGUAGAAAAACUUCGGAACUUAUUUUGGGCUCUUCGUGUUAAAUAUUCAGCACCAAUGAUCUUUUCUUGGUUGUUUAUAUCUUCGCACACUAACCUUUGGUAUUUUGAUUCCUUUUAGUCGUUUAAAAAGUACUUUUCUUAUAGGUAGUGGAUAUUUUAAAAACCUUCCAUUUAAUGUCUUUGUGUUGUGGAGGAAGAAAAUUGCCUUUUAAUUGUUUUGUUUUUCAGAAAACCAAAUGUGAUUAAUUGGACCAGGCCCUCAUCUGCAAUGUUUAAUUUGGGCGUGGGGUGAGGGGAGGAGCCACUGUGGAAAUGUUAGUUAAUACUGAUAUAAUUUUAAAUUGAUGGAUCAUGGUAUAAUUUAUUUCCUACUAGCUUGGAAACUGUCAGACUUACAUUUUUUGUCUUCAUUCUGUGAUUUAUAAGCCGAUACGUUCUUUCUUCUGUGAAGACGUUCUUACCACAGAGAAAAAAGUAGGUUUCAAAGACGUCACAGAGUUUAUACAGGCCUUAAGAAUCAGACCGUUAAAACAGGUAGCAUAAUUACGGAAUAACCUAAGAUUCAACAUAGGGAGGCAAAUGAAAUGAGAAAAGUUUGAGUGAGUCAUCUGCACACAUUACAUUUUCAGUGCUUUUAUAAAGAAAAAAGUUGAUCUGUUUUGCUUUAACAUUUUGAUUGGCUGGUUCUUGCCCUAAUGUGGCUUCAGCGUCUGAGCCAUUCCCGACUUAAAUUGACCGUUGUCACAUUUGUAUUGUAAAAGUGCCAUUUAUCUUAUCCUGAGGGUGUGCUGCACUGAGAAGUUAAUUUCUUUGGGUUUUAUGCUUUCUUUUUUCUUGUGUAUUUUGGGUUUGUUUUUUGUCUUGCACAUGUAAUUUGUACAUUUCUGGUUAGCGACCCUAAGACGAUUUAAAACUUCAGAAUGCUGUGUGUUUCUUAUUUGAUAAUCUUCAUUGAUUGAUCUGCAUUUAAUGAACAUUAAACAGUGCAUAUCCUAUAUGCUAUAGGGUUUAGACUGUGUUUGUAUUUUAUAACUCGUAUAGACUGAGCUGAUUGAAAUAAGAUUUUGUUGAGGUGUUCCGGAAUAGAAUACAAGACACAUGCAAAACUGUGUAGGUGUUUCAAGCUUUUCUGCUGUUUAAAAAAAAAACUUUUCACAGCUGCUUUUUGCCACGCCUCCCCCCCCCCAGAGUGAGGAGUGCUGAACAAGACUGUCCCCUAAAACGCUAAUUGGAUGGCAGUUCUAGUCACUUAACCACUGUGGUCUAGACGUUAACUCUUAAUGUGAAGCUGUCUUUAAACGUUUUCAAAAAGUAGACCCUCUUCUGCACCGUAAGAGCAAAACAAAUUCAGAGGUGUCAUGCUUGCUAAUUUCAGAUGCUACAGCGCAGUGAGGGAUGAACACGUUUCUACCCCUUUCAUUCUCAAAUCCUUGAAGACCAAAUAGCUACUCUUGAAGUUAUUCAGCAGUGGACUUAGGAACUGAAGUUGACGAUUUUGCGCAUGUAUCUCUGGGUUCCUGUAUUGGGACUGUCCCACGGCUUUCCUACGUGUCCCUGCGUAUGAAACACUAGUGAUAACGUGAUUGAUACGCGUGGGCGUGCGUUAUAUGUCCUUCUCCGCUUGCCUGUCUGCUCCGUCCUGUUCCGAUACCGACACCAUAAUUAAUCCCUGUCAGGCAUCAUCAGUGAGCCCCGUUUGGCUUUAGAUAAGGCAGUUAUUCAGUCUGCGCCUACCAGAACCGUGUGAUACUAGACGAUUACUACAAAUAGCUUUUGGUGAAACUGUCCAGCUGUCUUGAAAUUUUUGAAGUCACUGCUGUUUCCUGUUGUAGAAAAUAGCACAGGUGUAGUUGAGUCUGUCUGGAAGCUUUUCAAGUUUGACGGCUGUCUGUACUCCACUGGCUGUGUAUGUCAAAAUUAGAAAAUACCUAUCUAUCCAGACCCAAACAUUUAGGGACUUCUUUUUUCUUCCUCCUGCCAUAUAAUUUGUAGCGGAUCUCGUUUCUUUAAUCUUUUCAUGACUUGUUGGAACAGUUUGAAUUUCCCAAAUAUUUAUGUUUAGACAUAUGACUCAGAGUAUAUAUUUAACAUCCCUAGCUGUAUAUAUUUUUAAAGUAAAAUAAGUAAUAGGAAGGAACUUGAUACACAAGUUUAUUACUAAAAUAUCAACUGUGUGAAGAUCCAAUUUAAGAUAUUACUUUCCUUAUUCAUUGAAACAUGGUUUUUUCUAUUGAAGACAAACGGUUUGUGGUUCACAGCCCUCAUCCUGGCUUGAUGAUAAUCAACUUUGAAAAUACAGUGACCCGAAGAGCGGUUUUAUUCUCUGGAGGAUCUCAUUUAAAUCUCUGUACAUCCAUUUUUGCUUCAGUUUGUGUAAAAUUUGCAGUUCUAUAGGACAAAGCAGAGCCUGUGACUAUUGUUUUCAGAAGUUAAACAAGUUAAUAUAUAAAUAAUUCAAAGGGGGUUUUCAUUUACUAUUGAAAAGAAAAAUUUCUCUAAACACGUGUUGGUCCUGCAGGAUUGCACCAAUCAAUUCUUGUAGAAUAAAAACUCUUUCAACAAAC